AGUAGUAAGAUUUUCUCACCAAAUGCAGGAUUAAUGACAAAUACUUAGUAAACAGAACACUACCUCCUGUUUAUAUUAAGUUACCUUGUGAGAAACCUCACCUGCUAUUGCUUUACAUAGAUAUACCGGACACGUGUUCAUUCUCUCAGAGACACUCUCUUAGAACCUAAUGCAGACCUGAUCGCUAGCCUUGCCCUGUCUAUAAUAUCUCAAGGUCGAUAAACAUUCUAAUCGGGCAGUCAAGGUAGAGUCGUCCAUAUAAACCCAGACAUAGGUCUGUUAUUUGUCAGAAUACAAGCUGUUUGCUUGGCAGCCAUGAUGACCCUCAACUCUCUCCUCCUCCUGCCUCUCCUGUUUUGGGGCGUAAUGGCUCAGUGCCCCUCAGCAGCUGACCUGGUGAAUGACAGCGGGGAGAAACUCUGUGCCCGCAUGUUUGAAAACAGCAACAUGUACUUUGAUCAGUCGUGUGGUGGUAAAUUUCUCGACGUCAAGAAUGGUGAUGACUUCCCUUACAUGCCACUGGGAUGGGGAAACAAGAUUUCAUCGCUGGUUGUAGGAAAUCGCUGUACCCUGAAAGUGUGGAGCAAAGCAGGCAAAACUGGCAAUAACCGUUCCUUCUCUGCUGGGAUUGUCUACCAACUGAAGGACUAUGCUAAUGGCCUGUUUGGGGACUGGAACGACUCAAUCCAAGGCUAUUAUUGCACCUGUUAAAAAGGACAUUUAGAGAACUCCGGGGGAAGGUGAUUUGUUGAACAAUUAACCAUUCCAUGUCAUUAAACAAUUAGUGCUGUACCUGUGUCUGUGAAUUAACAGUAAGAUAUACAGGGCCUGAUAGGGUUAUUUAAAUGUGAAUUUUAAUGCAGAAUUUAAGAUGACACUCCAGGCUCCCACACACGUUAGAUGCACUGUGUAGGUUAGGUUACAGUUAGUUAUACUGGAUGGGUUUAUAUUAUGAAAGAGACACUCCAGGCUCCCACACACGUUAGAUGCACUGUGUAGGUUAGGUUACAGUUAGUUAUACUGGGUGGGUUUAUAUUAUUAAAGGGACACUCCAGGCUCCCACACAUGUUAGAUGC
Molecule: messenger RNA, 1076 nt
Organism: Pelobates cultripes (western spadefoot toad)
Lineage: Eukaryota; Metazoa; Chordata; Amphibia; Anura; Pelobatidae
Source: the annotation of a GenBank genome assembly